This is a messenger RNA of Cololabis saira (Pacific saury), 1956 nucleotides long. Its product is annotated as protein FAM13A-like. The record is from RefSeq and is a predicted model, not a curated record. The transcript is spliced from 11 exons. The coding region runs from base 221 to 1783 and encodes 520 amino acids. Lineage: Eukaryota; Metazoa; Chordata; Actinopteri; Beloniformes; Belonidae.
AUCAGCAUCAGUGAACGUGCAGCAGCUCGCUGUCGGAUAUUCCUGCACGUUUCUGGACGGGACUAACUGCUGCAGAACCAGAACCAGAACAUCUGGACACGAGGAGGAUUAAAAGGGGGGUCUGGGAGCAGAAACCAGCCCGUCUCGGUGCCACUCCCCCCCUCCAUGUGACGCUCCAGAGACCUGGGUUCUGGAAAACAGCUGGAACCGCUGGCCGUGCAUGUCGGACAUGUUCUGCUUCUGUCUGCAGAGCUCGCUGCUGAAGCUCCAGGCGCUGGAGGUGGAGGGGGGCCCCUCGCUGGGGCCCUCCCCCGAGGAGGGGCCCCCGAGCCGGGCCGGCAAGGAGCACAAGGACCCCGCCGGAGUCCUGGCCGAGAAGACGCCGCCGGCGGCGGUGGCGGUGGCGGUCUGUCAUCACCACCACCACCCGGCCGACGAGAACGACCCCCCAGAGCUGCUGACGGUCCUGGCCAGACCUCCACAGUCCCCCAGACACCAGCCGCUGACCCCCAUCCACCUCGGCCGGCAGCCGCCGCCCCCCAACGGCAGCCCCCUGUACUCCCCACAGAGGAGCCCCGGAGGUGAGGGGGGAGGAGGAGACGGGUCCGAGGGUGGAGGUGGGGGAGGCGGAGCUCUACUCCAGCUGCUGUCGGGACUCUCCAGCCCCCUGCCCUCCCCUCGCUGCUCCGGCCACAGCCAGAGGUUCAACUCCGACCCCGACACGGCGCCGUCCCCACCCUGCAGCCAGCAGUACAUACUGUGUCGGGGGACCAGGACUGAAGCAUCGGGGGACGAGCUGCCCCCCUCCAUCCCCUUCCUCACCAGGCAGAUCCAGAGCCUGAAGAAGAGGGUCCGCAGGUUUGAGGACCAGUUUGAGCAGGAGAUGAACUACAAGCCGUCCCACAAUGAUAAAUACUCAAACCCGGAGAUGGUUGGAGUGAUGAGCGAACUGGCCACGGCUCGCAAGCAGCUCAAAGAGCAGAGACUGAGGCAGUCGGUGUUUGAGACGAAGGAGCGAGAGACCAGCGACGGCUGCAGAUCCAGCUCUGGGUCCGGCCAGCAGGGGCCGUCGGAGCACAAACCGACCCCGGAGGAAACCGUGGAGUCCCUGUUCAGACGGCUGGGAGAGAAGAGGCAAAGUCUGGGUCUCCCCGAGGACAUGAAGGAGAUGACGCAGGCUCAGCUGGUGAUGGAGAAGAUCAAUCUGCAGAAAUGUCUCCUUUACUUUGAGAGUGUUCAUGGACGGCUGGGAUCCAAAAGGGAGAGGAACCUGGUGAAGCCGCUGUACGACCGCUACCAGAUGAUCAAGCGUCUGCUGUGCGCCAGCCCGAGCAUCGCCACCAUCGAGGAGGAGGAUGGCUCUGAUGAAGAGUCUAUGAACCUGUCGUUGGUGGAAGAACUUCCUGUCCAGAGUGUUCAGAGAGUGACCCGGCCAACAGUCGGUGAGGAGGACAGCGACAGAGACAGUGACCCGGCCUUUGUCUCCCCAAUAGAGGAGGUGAAGGCCGUCCGUCAGAAAACCGCUCUCACCACCGCCAACCUGCACGAGGCCUCCAGGUCUCAGCUGCUGGCGUGUCUGCGAGAGACCCGAGCCGAGAAGAAGACGAGGCGUAAAGUUCUGAAGGCGUUUGAGGACGAGUUUUACCGACAGACUGGACGGAUCUGUCAGAAGGAGGACCGCACUCCGAUGAAGGAGGAAUACCAUGACUAUAAACAGCUCAAAGCAAAACUCCGUCUGCUGGAGGUUCUGCUCAGUAAACAGGAAGUCACCAAAACCGUGUGAGGAACCAACGAGUCAGUCCCAGUCAGAAACAUGUUUAACACAAGUCCCACUUGUGUUAGAAACGUCCAGCAUGCCUCAAAACAGUGUCCCACAUGUCCGAAGAUUGUCCAAAAUGUUACACACUACUUUGAUGUAUUUGACGAGUCGAGUCGGACACAAGUCUGAGACAAGUC